Molecule: messenger RNA, 1919 nt
Organism: Drosophila miranda
Lineage: Eukaryota; Metazoa; Arthropoda; Insecta; Diptera; Drosophilidae
Product: copper-transporting ATPase 2-like
Exons: 3
Coding region: 22-1821 (599 amino acids)
Biological process (GO): copper ion homeostasis
Cellular component (GO): membrane; perinuclear region of cytoplasm; trans-Golgi network
Molecular function (GO): copper ion binding; P-type divalent copper transporter activity; nucleotide binding
Source: RefSeq, a predicted model, not a curated record
UCCAUCCCCCUCAGAGGUGCCAUGUGCUCUUUGUACGUCGAGUUAGUGGAGGUCCAUGUACUCGAGCAGCUCUAUGCGGCUGCCACUGCGGGCAUAAGCUAUGGCUUCACUGUCGGGGAAAAGGGUCUUGUGCUCAAGGUGCGGGGCUACAACGAGAAGCUCCAUCUGGUGGUGGAGGCCAUUGCCCAGGCGAUUGUGAGUGUGGCCGACAGUCUCGAGGAGUCCAUCCUAAAUAACUAUCGCGACAAUCUCCGGGAGCUCUAUUUUUAUGAGUUGAUCAAGUCGCCGCUGCUUUGCAGGGACAUUCGCGCAUGUGUGAUUGAGGAGUCUCAUUGGCUGACCAUCGACAAGUACAAGAGCAUCAAUGGCAUCACUUUGGAGGAAUUCAAGGCCUUUGCUCAACGGUUCCCUCAGGAGCUGUACAUUCAGGCCCUCAUUGAGGGCAACUACACGGAGCUGUCCGCCUGCAGUUUGUUAAAUACGGUGAUCAGUCGCCUCCAAUGUCGGGCCAUUUCAGAGCCCCAAUUGCUGGAGGACAGUGUGAAGGAAUUGCCACAAGGUAGCCACUGCACUCUCUGUAAUGCCCUCAACGAUCGCGAUGCCAACACGGUGAUCAUGAACUACUAUCAAAUCGGACCGAAUACGAUCCGAGUGCAGAGCAUCCUCGAUCUGAUGAUGGAAAUCCUUGAGGACCCCAUCUAUGAAUAUCUGUGCACACAGGAGAAACUGCGCUACGAGGUGUACGCCAGAGUACGGCUCUAUUAUGGCAUUGUUGGGUACUCAAUUACUGCCUCGUCGCAUCAAACGAAAAAGGGAGCCAAGAAUUUGGAGCGGGGCAUCGAUCAAUUCCACCACGCGAUGCUACAGAUCCUCAACAAAAUGCGCGACGAUGAGUUUUUGCGCUCCAAGGAGAAACUCAUUCAGGCGAAGCUCGCCCCUGACGACAGCCUGGCCAUGGAAUCGGAUCGCCAUUGGGAGGAGAUUAUCAAUGGGGAUUUUCUGUUCGAUCGGAAUCAACAACAGGCCGAUGCCUUGCACAAUAUCACCAAAGAGGAGAUGAUUAGCUUCGUGGUAGACACGAAUGCCGCACAUUGUCGCAAACUUUCGAUUCAGGUAAUUGGAAAUCCGCCCACCGAAUGGGCGUACGAUUGGGCUUCGGAAAGAACCAAUUACAGCAGCGACGUCUUCCUCGAGACCCAUCAGACGCCGAGCUCUGUUUCCGUUUCAGAAGAUCAAUUGGCCGAUGGCAGUGAGAAUGGGGAUUGGAAGUCCACAACAUUCAGUUGGGAAGAAAGCCUGUACGAGGAUCUGGGCAGUCGACUGAACCUUGUACUUCUCCCCACACAAGGUGAAAACCGUCGUGUUCGACAAGACGGGAACUAUCACCCAUGGCACACCGAUGACCAGCAAGGUCACCCUCUUCGUGCCGCCCCAAGUGUGCAGCCUGGCCCGUGCCUUGACCAUUGUGGGAGCUGCCGAACAGAACAGCGAACAUCCCAUUGCCUCGGCCAUUGUGCUCUUUGCCAAGGACAUGCUCAACGUGGGACCGGCUGCCGCCGCCCAGCAGGGCAGAAAUUUCGGCAAGAGUUCACAUUUCCAGGCAGUGCCGGGAUGCGGCAUUCGCGUGAGCGUCUCCAACUACGAGCAGACACUGCGACAGGCCUGCAAUGCAGAGCGGAUCAUCAACUACGAGAAUCUGUACCGGCAGCAUCCACAGAGCUCCAUCAAUGUGGAGAAUGGGGCCACUGUGGAGCAUCUGAUGCCACAGCGGGAUGUGCGCAAGUCCAUGGAAGUGGCGCAACAGCAGCUGCUGGCACUUGAGGGCGUUGUCGGCGAGGAGCAGCAGAAGCUGAUCGACGGGCCGGAGAUACGAGUGCUGAUUGGCAAUCGCGAGUGGAUGCAGCGGAAUGCCAUCGAAG